Messenger RNA from Rubroshorea leprosula, 1448 nucleotides. NCBI's taxonomy places the organism in Eukaryota, Viridiplantae, Streptophyta, Magnoliopsida, Malvales, Dipterocarpaceae. The record is from the annotation of a GenBank genome assembly.
AUGAACCAGAACCACAAUACACAAUUUUUCUUAUGGCAAGUAACAUCAAACCUCCAGAAAUGAAUCGAAGAAAACCCAGAACUUGUUUUUUUUUAAUUAAUAUUCUUCCAGAAACAAGACUUGAGGUUGAAGACCGGAGAAAGACGAUGAAAAUUAAAGUUAUUUUAUUUUAAGUUUAAUUAGAGUUAAAUCUUUAUUAAUGAUUUAACUUUUUAAAUUAAUUACUCUAAUUUAUGAACCAACAAGAGGACUCACUCGUCAUUUUCUUUCUAAAGAGUAAUGAAAUGAUAUAGAGAUAAACCCAUCAUAACUUUAAAAUUAGUUAGCCUAGAAUUAUGUGAGAUGUUAUAUAUAUCACUUAACUCACACGAUAUUAUAUAGGAUAAACAGCCCCAUAUACACUAAUGAAGGGUAAGAAAAAAGAAGUAAAUAAUCUAGCUAAAUCUUUCACGUGUCACCCACACGUGCAUCAAUAUAAAGUAACAGUAGAACGUGAAAAACGCCGAAUUAGUAUAAAGCUACACACAGUUAAAGCUGUCAGCUUAUUCUGCUGAAAGGUAUAGAUAUCAUCAGAAAGCUUUAAUCGGGUUUCUCAUUCCUCACAAACAAACUUAGAAGAAUUCAAGGCAGCAGCAGCCUUAUAACAAUGAAAAGUGCUUAUUUCCUUGUAGCUUUUGCUCUAUUGGCUUUUGCUUCCUCCUUUGUCUUUGCAUAUGACCCCAGCCCUCUCCAGGACUUUUGUGUAGGCAUCAAUGACACCAAGAAUGGUGUGUUUGUGAAUGGGAAGUUCUGUAAGGACCCAAAACUUGUCAUCGCAGAGGACUUCUUCUUUUCAGGAUUUGACAAGCCAGGAAAUACAUCCAAUGCAGUUGGGUCAGCUGUCACUCCAGCAUUCGUUGAACAACUUCUAGGACUUAACACUCUAGGUGUAUCCCUUGUUCGUAUUGACUAUGCUCCUAAUGGUGGUCUUAAUCCACCCCACACCCAUCCUCGCGGAACCGAGAUUCUAGUAGUCCAGGAAGGCACACUAUAUGUCGGCUUUGUCUCAUCCAAUGAUGAUGGUAACCGUUUCUUCGCAAAAGUGCUGAACAAGGGAGAUAUUUUCGUUUUCCCUAUUGGUAUGAUUCACUUCCAGCUCAAUAUAGGGGAAACUCCUGCUGUUGCUAUUGCUGGUUUUAGUAGCCAGAAUCCAGGCACAAUCGUAAUUGCAAAUGCUGUUUUUGGAUCCAAUCCCCGUAUUAAUCCUGAUGUUCUUGCUAAGGCUUUCAUGCUGGACAAGAAUGUCAUCAAGUACCUCGAGUCUUAUUUCUAAAGGAAACAAUGCGGAAAAGACCUGAACUAGUUAUGUUUUAAUAGUUGCCUGUUUGGAUUGUGUUAGUGUUAUACCUCUAUUUGAUCACUGGUUCCAUGUAAUAUACCUGCCAACGUAAUAAAGAGGUUGCUUAUUG